Messenger RNA from Herpailurus yagouaroundi (jaguarundi), 783 nucleotides. It is a transcript of the gene NBDY, whose product is annotated as negative regulator of P-body association. Lineage: Eukaryota; Metazoa; Chordata; Mammalia; Carnivora; Felidae. The record is from RefSeq and is a predicted model, not a curated record. The coding region runs from base 115 to 321 and encodes 68 amino acids. The transcript is spliced from 2 exons.
GGUAAGCGCGAAACCCGGAGGAAGCUCUGUGCCUGGAGGGGACCCGCCGCCAUCUCAGGUCUCAGCCUCGCGGGGCCCACCACAGAGAGCUGACGCCCUGUCCUAAGAAUCCUUAUGGGUGACCAACCUUGUUUCUCCGGGAGAUCCACGCUCCCACCUGGAAACACGCGGGAAACCAGGCCUCCAAAAAAGCGCUGCCUCCUAGCUCCACGGUGGGAUUAUCCAGAGGGAACCCCCAACGGAGGUAGUACCACUCUUCCCUCUGCACCUUCUCCUGCAUCACCCGGCCUGAAGUCGCACCCUCCUCCUCCGGAGAAGUAGUAGAAUGUACUUCUCCCACCCAAACCAGUCUCUGAGGGAUUGCAGAAUGACUCCAUUUCCUUGGUGCAUUCAUAAAAUGGUUCACCCUGUGAAGAUGAUGAAGACUAUUGACAAUGCUGCCCUGAUUUUUCUGAUGUCCUAUACCAGGUAAUUGUGUUUUUUAAGGUACUUUCUUUACCAAAAACUUAUUAAGGGAGGAAGAGGAAUAAGAGUUGUAAAAAUAAAUAGCCAAACAAAAAACAAAGCUAGCACAAAAUGGUAAAAUUGAAACUAUUUUCUACAUUUUAUAAAACCAUACAUACCAUAUAAUAAUAAUGUAAUUUAUAAGCUGCUUUGUUAAAUUCACUCCUAAUUUACCUUAUAGUUUUUGUUGUUAGUGUGAAAUGUAUUUAAAUUUUUUUUAAUGUUUAUUUAUUUUUGAGAGAGAGAGACACAGAGUACAAGUGGGGGCAGGGUCAAAGA